AUGGAUAGAUUGAGGAAAGAUGAUCUGACGAUACAAACCUCUAUGAAGCAUGUUUACAAUGAGAUGGCCAAGAUAAAAUGUGAUGAAAUGGAGGGCAUGACUAUGAUGCAUAACUUUCAACAAGGCGAGUAUCGAUAUUGGCAUCGCGUCGAUAGUGAAAAGAGCAACACAAUAACAAAUGUUAUGUUUGCAUGUCCCGAAUCUAUUAAGUUACUACGGCUAUUCCCGUAUGUUAUAUUGAUGAACUGCACAUACAAAACCAAUAAGUAUGGAAUGCAUCUUUUGGAAAUAAUUGGGAUAACUCCAGUUGGGAGGAAUUUUACGGUUGAUGUUGCAUUUAUGUCGCAUGAACAUGCAGACACCUACGAGUGGACUUUGAAUUGUUUGAGAGAGUUGCUAGAUCUUGACAGACAGGGAGUUGGAAAUGUUGAGGCAAAUGCGACGAAAUUUAUGGGAGGCAACAAAGACCAAGGUCUAAAAUUCCGACGUGUGUUGUGGGCUAAGCUGGUGAAAUCAGAAACCGAAGAAGAGUAUCAUUACAAUUACAAUGAAAUUGUUGGACGGGUGGAGAGUACUCAUUCUUCUGCGAAGGGUUGGUUAAAUGCUUAUGUCGGAGGUCUGGAUAACGUGCAAGGUAAACUUCGGGACCAAGUUUAUAUCCAAAUUAGUCAGCUGAAGUGCGAUUUUUCAUUAUCAUCCAAGAUAAGGAAGCAUACUGCAUCCCGACCGCGUUUUCAGGGUUUGAUUUGUUAUGUUACGCAUCUGGCAUUAGAGAAAUUGGAUCAAGAGAUGGAGUCCCCGGCGAUGCAAGAUCCGAGUAUUUUCACACACUGUCUUUGGAAUACUCAUGGGCUCCCUUGCGCGUGCAAAAUUUUGCAGAAAAUGGAAGAUAAUGACACGUUCGUCAUUUCAGACUUGCAUCCAUUCUGGAGUACCAUGGCAGUUGAACCUUCGGAGCUACCUGAGUAUCAAGUAAACCGCGAGGCGAUUGUGGAUAGACAGAUUGAUGAUCUGAAUUGCAAUUUGAAGAAGAUGAAUUACACGAGUAAGAUAAAUAUUGUGGCAUCAUUGUGUGGCAUCGCUUAUCCGUCUACGUCGCAUCUGUCCGAGCCAUCAUUUGUUAAGACCAAAGGACGACCAAAGAAUAACUCGACAAAGAGAGACCCUUCCGGAUGGCAGUAUCAUAUUGAUGAGAAGACAAUUAAGUCGUCUUGUGGUUCCAAGGAUCGCCAAAUCUCAUCUGGUGCAAAGAUUCCUAAAGCAAAGGUUGAGAGAAGCACUGAUGGAACGCCUCAAUCUAAGAUGAAAGGUCGUGGUUCUCGUAUUCCCACACAAGAAUUUGCUGCCCCUACGAUACCUGCACAUGAAGGAAUCGACUUUUAUUCUUUUGUGCUCAGAUUUAUUGUCUGUCUUAUUCAAGAUUAUGUUAACGUCAUGGCUGAUGGCAACUGUGGGUACCGGUGCGUUGCUCAAGCCGUGUACGGGGAUCAAGAAAGAUGGCCGCAAGUGAGAGGGGAGUUGCUUAUUGAGUUAUACGAGCAUGCUAAAGUGUACAUGACGAUGUUUGGCAGUACUGGAUACGCUGAGGUCAUACGCAAGUGUGACUGA
Molecule: messenger RNA, 1608 nt
Organism: Erythranthe guttata (spotted monkey flower)
Lineage: Eukaryota; Viridiplantae; Streptophyta; Magnoliopsida; Lamiales; Phrymaceae
Source: RefSeq, a predicted model, not a curated record